CAUCCCUCAGAGAGAGAGAGAGAGAGAGAGAGAGAGAGAAAGCUUGGAGCGAUCAUCAAUGGCGUCGUCGUCGGAGGUGAAGCUGGGAUCAUCGAAGCCGAUGAUAGCAACGCAGGAAGAGAUGAUGGAAGCCAAAUUGGCCAUCCCUAACCGCGAUCAGUGUGCCCACCUUCUCAUCCCCCUCAACAAGUGCCGUGUCGCCGAGUUUUAUCUCCCGUGGAAGUGCGAGCCCGAGCGCCACGCCUACGAGAAGUGUGAGUAUGAGCUCGUCAUGGAGCGGAUGCUUCAGAUGCAGAAGAUCCGUGAGCUUGAGGAGAAGAAGAAGAAGGCUCUCGGCAAGCUGCCCCAGGGCUCCCCAAUCCCUCUUAUCCCCUCCACCUCCAAUUCAUGAGCUUGGUGAAGCUGGAGUCCAUUACUUGCUUCCAAUCUGGUGAUGAUUAGAACCAGUUUAUUUCAACUGAACAAAUUUGUGGAAUUGGAUGGCUUGAACUGACUGCCAUUUAUCUUGCUUUAUUCUCUUUGGCUGUGUAUUGGUUACUUUCAAAGCUGCUUUCAUCUUUUAUGAGCCAAAUAAAGAACUGUUUAAACUGUGUCAUGGUGCCUUCUUUGAUGCAAGAAACCGUAUAGAGUGCAUGGAAGUCGGUCUCAAGUAAUGUUGUUAUUGAACUUCGUCAUCAUCAAUAAAUUAGUGGUUGUCUAGUGAUUUUUUUU
Dioscorea cayenensis subsp. rotundata (Guinea yam) is the source of this 711-nucleotide messenger RNA. RefSeq names its product NADH dehydrogenase [ubiquinone] 1 beta subcomplex subunit 7. Gene Ontology annotation, cellular component: mitochondrion. The coding region runs from base 59 to 391 and encodes 110 amino acids. The transcript has 2 exons. The record is from RefSeq and is a predicted model, not a curated record. NCBI's taxonomy places the organism in Eukaryota, Viridiplantae, Streptophyta, Magnoliopsida, Dioscoreales, Dioscoreaceae.